GCGCUCAGACGAACGGCGCGCCCCUCCAUUCAUUGCCGAUCUGUACGCAACACUGGCACGACGUUGCCGCCGCGUUUGUUCUCUAACUUUUUAUUUCCAGUCAACUUUACUUUUAUUUCAAGUGAAAGUCUCGAAUAUUCAUAUUGAAAUCUCGAGCACAGUUUAAUUAUUAAAACCUUAAAAUUAGCACUAACCAACAAAGCUCGGAAUAGUAUACACGCGAAAUUGUUGAAACAGCUCUCGCUUGCAGUAAUUUCAUAUUCUUCAUACAUAGGGAUUUAUGAGAUCGUGAAGAUUGCAACAUCACUUUUAAACAGCAGACGACGUCAAAGGAACGAAAAUGUCGAAAAAACAUCUCCACAAUCAAGCCGCUAUACCGUUAGCUCCUGCAGUAUUCAAGAAACCUCAAAUGCGGCCGAUGAUAGCCGAGUAUGACCCAAAGAAAAAAGGAGUCAGGACUGACUUAUCAGAUGUCGUUAUGGUCAAGUAUAAAGUUGACCCUAAUGAAAUUCCGGUGGAACAACAGGCGGGGUCCACCCUGCCUCUUAUGGAAAUACCGGGACGGGACAUAGAGGCAGAUGAAGACUACAAUCCGUUUGAGCACCGAAAACUGGCGCACCCUACAUCAGAUCUGGAUACACUUAUCCAUUUACUGAAAGGGUCGCUCGGAAGCGGAAUUUUAGCUAUGCCCAUGGCGUUUUUGCACGCCGGCCUGUACGUGGGGCUGUUUGCCACGUUCCUCGUGGGAGGCAUCUGCACGUACUGCGUGCACGUGCUGGUGAAGACCGCGCACGAGCUGUGCCACAGGAUGCAGAAGCCUUCGCUGGGCUUCGCCGAGACGGCAGAGGCGGCUUUCUUGGCCGGGCCUCCGGCGGCACAUAAGUUUUCGAGACUAGCGAAAGCCAUGGUGAACUGGUUCCUUGUGGUGGACUUAUUAGGAUGUUGCUGCGUGUACAUAGUAUUUGUGGCAACGAAUGUUAAGCAAGUAGCCGAUUUUUACGCAAAGGGAACAGAAUGGCACGAUAUGGAUGUACGACUCUACAUGCUUGCGACUCUACCUUUUCUAAUUCUUAUUAAUCUCAUCAGAAAUCUAAAGUACUUGGCCCCGUUUUCUAUGAUUGCGAACUUAUUGGUCGGCUGUGGAAUGGGUAUCACAUUUUAUUACCUGUUUCAAGAAAUGCCUGAAUCCAGUGUACGUGAAAAUUUCGCUGGAUUCGACAAACUGCCGACAUUCUUUGGUACCGCUAUUUUCGCUUUAGAGGGCAUCGGUGUCGUGAUGCCACUGGAAAACAACAUGAAAACUCCCACUCAUUUCAUCGGCUGCCCUAGCGUGCUAAACAUUGGCAUGUUCUUUGUCGUAUCUCUAUAUGCUACCACUGGAUUUUUCGGAUAUCUGAAAUAUGGACCUGACACUCAAGGAAGCAUCACGCUUAAUCUUCCUCAGGAUGAAUUAUUGGGCCAGAGUGUGAAGCUGAUGAUCGCCGUAGCAAUUUUCUUUACAUACAGUCUGCAGUUCUACGUGCCUAUGGAAAUCAUCUGGAAGAACGUUCGCCAUCUGUUUGGCGCCAGGAAAAACCUCGCCGAGUACAGCAUAAGAAUAGGGAUUGUGCUUAUGACACUAGGCAUUGCCAUUGCCAUUCCUAAAUUAUCACCUUUUAUAUCACUUGUUGGUGCGGUAUGCCUGUCUUUCCUUGGUCUAAUAUUUCCGGCCGUUAUCGAAACUGUCACUUUUUGGGAUAGACCUAAUGGACUUGGCUUUUGCAAAUGGGUUCUGUGGAAAAAUAUGUUUUUGAUUUCAUUUGGGAUCCUCGGAUUUUUAACUGGUUCCUAUGUCAGUAUUUUAGAAAUUAUUAACGGUUGAGAUUCAUAUUCUAAUUAAGUAUAUAUAUUUAUAAAACUUAUUCGGUCUCACAACCGAGAAGUAAGAGUAUUUGUAUAAAAUGUAGUUGGAUAAGGACCAUUUGGAAUCACUUUUUGCUUUUUAUUUUAUAACUAUAGCUAUAAUUGAACGUAUGAAGUUACAUCGCCGCCUAAAGGGGCCCACUGAUUACCAGUCUGCCCGUUAAUAGCAAAAGGCCACACAAGUUCUCGUUCAGGUUUCGGCCUGACGGCUAACUCGAAUCGAGAGUGUGUGGCCGCUUGACGAUUCCGGCCAGCACCGACAGAUAUCGGCGGGACAGUCCGUGGUCUGUAAUAGAACUGUUAAUGUGUGGCCUGUUGCGAUUAACUGACAGGGUGAUAUCGCCCGGCGAACUGUUGCCGGCAGGCAAUAAUCACUUAGGGGCCCACUGAUUAACAGUCCGCCGGACGGUAUCGGCCUGUCAGUUAGAACAAAAUGUUGACAGUUCCGAACAACUGACAGGCCGAUACCGUCCGGCGGACUGUUAAUCAGCAGGCCCCUGUGUGUGGUCGUUACUGGCCUAGGACGGCAGGCUGCCCGAUAAGGCCAGAGACUGUAGGCGGACUGGUAAUCAGUAGGCCCCUUUAGCAAGCUUUUGUUCACGCAAAACAAGAUUUAAAAAAUACAUAUGAAACAUGAUAAAGUUAACCGUACCUAGUAAUCCUCUGGAUGUAAAAUUGAAGUUUGCAAGCACCGGAGGAUUGUUAGAAGAAGCAACUGAGCACGACCAUCUUGAUAUAAUGUAAAUUGGCGAUAGUAGCUUAUACAAUAUUUGAUAAAAAAAAAAUAUUAAAGAACCUUUCUUUUAGAGACAAGGUAAAAACAAUUGAAUGCAGGACUUAACACAAAGGUCUCUAGAACCAUCCCAUAAUAUAUGGAGGUAUGGAGAUACUGUUAAGAUCGUAUUAGUGCAUUUGACCACACUGCCCGAGUUCCUCUGGACUAGUGGACUACGGAGUAUUAUCCUCGACACGGAAUGACCGAUCGUUUGUUGGUGUAGGCCUUAUUGCAACAAGAAAGGACUACCAAUGGUCGUUACGUUGUGUCGCUGUAAGUAUGGCACGGUGUCUUGUGUUUACUAUGAAGCAUUAUUCCUUAGCUCCGAAUCUCUGUAGCCAUGUAGGUUUAAAACAACUGUAGAUAAUUUUAUAUGAACGUGUGAGAAUUUUCUAGUGCAUUAAUGAAAUGUGAUACAUUUAGGUUAAUGAUAACCCCUUAUUAAACUUGCUUAAAAUAAGCAAAAAAUAUAUUUUCUGAUGUACCUAGAUAAAAACAAGCAGGUGAUGAUAACCACUGCAUUGCCUUUUAAGAUAAUCGAAAUUAUGCAAAAUAUAAUUAGAUGUUGGUAUUAGUUCAAAAAUCAUAAUUCAAAAUAUUUUGUGAUAGUGUGAAUGCAUUUUCAUUAGGGUACAAUGAGUGCUUACUAAAGAAGAGAUUUAUAAUUGACUUUUAUAAGGCGAUUGAAAGCAUUUAAAUAAUAUCUUACAAAGCGAAUACCUUAGAUGUUGUUGAAACUAUCUGUAACUUUAGUUAAGGUCAAUGUGGGAAGGCCGUCAUAGGGUAAGAACUCGUAUUUUUUUUUUGUAUACGUACGUACGUUGCUCAGUCACAGUAAGAAAGGAAGACCUUCACUUCUUCUGCUCUACCCACCUUCUGUGUGGAGUGUGUACAAACGCAAGAGUUAAACUUAUAGACGGUCUUCCCUUUAUAGACGGUAUUCUCCAAAUUGGCCUUAACUCUGUUGAAAUGAUGAAUGUAACCUCCAGAGUCAUAAGCCAUUUAUUAGUAGAUACACCGCAGAGAAUAUCCCUCGCCUUUGAACCUAAGUACCUAUUUAACUCUUAUGGUGCGACUCUGCUUAAUCGGGCACGUCUAAAUAAUUGAAAUAGGCACAACGGAGCACAAAAUUAGAUAACAUUUUGAUAAGAGACCUGUAUUCAUUCAAGUCGCAAGGAACACUCGAAGCCCGAGUCUGACUCGUGCUUGCCCAGUUAUUGUGUUUUUUAAAGUUGUAGGGUCAAGCAUAGUUUAUACUUGUAUUUAUUAUUAGUUUGAUAAUUCACAAUAUUAUUGACAUGUUCCUAAUAACCAGCAGAUUUAAUAGCACAGGUACCUUUUAUAACAUCUAUACCUGGAUAACUACUCUAAAUAUGUCUUGUGGUACGGUCAGCCAAGAAAGUGGUCUACCACUUUCGACCAGAUGAUACACCAGACCAGACUUUUUCAAUCAGAUGAUAGAGUCGAAAAGUGGUAGACCACUUUCUUGGCUGACUGUACCCACUCUUCACAUUGCCAGAAAUACGAGAGCCGAUCUGAAAUUUGCUAGCUACUCCGGCGCUACUCAUGAAAUGGCAAUAUUAUUUAAUUAAACAUUUAUUAGGGAUAUUUCGAUGCUAUGUAUUGUCAAAGGUAUUUCCAUGAAAAAUAUUUUAACUAAUGCGAAAAGUUCUUUAUAGUCUGGCAAACCCAAUUUGUCAGUAAAUAAAAAGAAAAUAAACUAUAAAAUAAAAUAAAUAAAAAUAAAAUAAAAAUCAUUUAUUGCAGAUCAAUGAUCCAUAUAAUAUCCAUAUAAUGAAAAGAAAAUAAACUAUACUCAUGCCUAAACAAAUAGCUAACUAUACAAAUGCGAAAAGUAGGAAAUUUGAAACGAGUUGAUGGCGUUAAAUCCACAACCAAAGGGAGUUGCGAAUUAUCUAUUCGCACAAGUAUCGUCCAACGUUUUACAGUAUACCUACAUACAUAUGGCCCUUUAAAUUUUCUUCAUAUUUAGUCUCGUAAUGUGCUAAUUACCGUGCUAGUACCACAGUACUCCCUUCGGUCAUAUUUUAAUUUAUCGCCACUCGUUUCGCCUAUUUUCGCAUUUCUGGUACAAAUUCUAUUCGAAUCGCAGCUACUGCAGUGUAGCUAAGAAGCUAAUAACUUUCAGACCGGCCCUCGUAAAAGUAGCACUUAAUGUCGGUAAUAAACAGCGUUGUGAUGGCCCUGUUGGUUUUGUUUUGUAAGUAAAUUGUAUUUUUAAAUCCUACCGAGGCAGUCAUUUUGGCGAUUUUAGGGCGUAGCCUUUUUGAUAUACAGAUAUAUUCACAAGAACAGCAAACUAGUUCCGUACGUCUAUGAAAACAUUGACAAUUAUUACUAUGUACCUACCUACUAUUAGUUCGUUCUUUUAGCAUUAGAAAUAAGGUAAACAAUCUUGAUGUGUCUUUUUAUUGAAAAACACGUUUUAAAAAUAAGUCACGUUAAUAUGUAACAAUUAUGAAUCUAAUACGAUCAUUUAUAUUCUUCUGCUUUUAUAAGUAAUAGUUAUUGAUUUUUAAAAAGCGUUAUUCAAUUAAAAGACAUGUCAAGAUCGCUUAUACCUUCUUUAUAAUGCAAAAAAAAACGAACUAUAAUCUCGCGCCACCUAUUACCGGUAUACAGCGAGCUGCAAAAUAGCAGACUCCAUUUUUGAAUGAAUUCCAUUCAUAAAGUAAAUUUGCGCUUUUGCAGCUGUGAUUACCUACAAUUGUCCAGUCAGCAGCAGAAGUUGCUAAGCGAGCCAUGUGUUCAAAAUGAUCUUGACGCGACUCUAUUGUUAAGAGAAUAAGACCGUGCCUAGGUAAUUUUGAACACCUCGCCCGCUUGGCAACUUCUGCUGCUGACUGUACCUACAUACCAAGCGAGUAACAGUUUUUGUAAAUUAUUAUAGGUACCUACCUACACGACUUGAUCAUUAUUUUGAAUGUCCACUAAGUAUUAGUUAUUUCUAACCUUUUAUCAUUCAAAUGUCAAAUCGAAAUUGAAAUUAAUUUCUAUAUGAGUCUCUAUUAUCAUUAUCAUCAUCUUCCUGACGCUAUCCCGGCUUUUUGCCACGGCUUAUACAGACUGUAUUAUAAUUAACAAAUUAACUGUAUUCAGAAAUAUUGUAGGUACUUAAUUGCCAUUUUGUACCAUUCUUCGCGUAUCUGUUAAUAGUGUUAAUGUUUGCUAGCGACUGAUGAAAAUAGAUAAAAACAGCAGUCUGUCUGUGUCUGUAGUAAUGUUUUCCUGUGUAGAUAAUGAGAAGAAGAUAUAAUAAUGUUGUACGUGUUUUGUCGGAAGCGUAGGCACCUAAACAUCUGUAUUCCCAUCAUACUGUUUUAUUUUUUCUUAAGAUUAUCAUUGAGUUAACUUUUAUUACUACCUACUUUAGAAAAUUUUAAGCAUAUUGGUGAUUUAUUAUUGUGUAUUGUAGACUCAUCUUGAUACUUGUCAAAUGUAUACCUAUUAGUUAUCUGUAAAGGAAAUCAUUCCUAAGUUCAUUGGUAUGAAUUACCGAUUUUAGAUUAUAAUGGUUGUUUUGUUACAGUAUUAAAAUAUACGAGAUUUAAGGAAUAA
Molecule: messenger RNA, 6256 nt
Organism: Cydia splendana
Lineage: Eukaryota; Metazoa; Arthropoda; Insecta; Lepidoptera; Tortricidae
Product: proton-coupled amino acid transporter-like protein CG1139
Exons: 6
Coding region: 341-1861 (506 amino acids)
Biological process (GO): amino acid transmembrane transport
Molecular function (GO): L-amino acid transmembrane transporter activity
Source: RefSeq, a predicted model, not a curated record